Molecule: messenger RNA, 3183 nt
Organism: Danio rerio (zebrafish)
Lineage: Eukaryota; Metazoa; Chordata; Actinopteri; Cypriniformes; Danionidae
Source: RefSeq, a predicted model, not a curated record
GACUUAAGGUGUUAUCUUGCAUUUCUUCAUGUUUAAAGAUCAUUUAAUUUCUAUUAUUUGUGGGGGACUUUUAUUUUGAAAGGAAAUCCGUUUUUCAGAGCAGAAAAUAAAUGAGAGAGCAGAAGGUAAAGCGGACGUUUCAUAACAGUUUAACUAGAGCUCGUACUGAAAAGGACUGUUUACAAGUUUAAUCAGCAACCCCCCGAAAAGGCAUAAGCUCUUACGGUGAUUUCAAGAGUAAAGGAAUGUAAAUAAAGCAACUUGAAACAUCAGUAAAGUUUCGGCCAUCAUUCGGAUGGGGUCUGCUACAGUAAGAGCUUCACCUUCGCUGAUUAAGAUCCUCGCGGCAGGCGCAGGCGGACGGAUAUAACGCGACGACGGAAAGGGCAUUGCAGUGAGUUAUAAUCAGCAUAGAGCGUGAUGGUCUACGGAGCUGAGACGUAAAAGGGUACGAGUUCAAUAUGGAAAUGGAUGAAGAUGACCAAGAAUCUGAGAGGCCGCUCCAAAUGGAAAAUGAAGGUAAUAUGGAAACAGAUAUAAAAGGAGCAAUUGAACAAAAAGACAAAAAUACAUCAGAAGAACAGUGUCAUGUACAAGAGAGCACAGAACUCCCUCGACGUUCAGAACGUUCUCGUAUACCAACAGAGAAAAUGCUUGCUUAUCAAAAAGAGGAAUGUAGAAAGAAAGAAAAAAAAUUAACUACUUUGUAUGAACAAUGGAAGUUAGAUGCUCGUAAAGCAAGGCAGGAUUUAAAAACUGACAUAUCUGACAAGCAGCUUGCAGAUAUCGCUGAUUCACUUGAGGAUAAAAGGAAUGGUAUCAUGAAAAUCUUCAUCGAUAUAAGGGAAUUUAUUACUCCUGCUGCUGACUUAAGACGUAAAAUCGAUGCAUGUGAUGCUGUGACCAAUGACAUUGUCAAAAUAGUGUUGGAAAAAAUAUCAAAUGUAGAUGAUGAGUAUGAUGCAGAAAGAGAAAGGGGGCGUCUAAGUGAACUUUUAGCACACAGUUACGCUCGCUCUAUAUUUGGUUCCAGUGCUUCACUAAUGAGUGUCAACAGCCAUUCUGGAUCCUCUCGUACAGCAAGAAAACGAGCAGACGCUGCAGCAGAGCUGGCUGCAAAGGAGGCUGAAUACAAGAUGAUGCAAGCAGAAAGGCAACAAAAGGAAAAAUUAAGAAAUAUAGAAGAGCAAUUCAAAAAAGAGUUAGAAACUCAAAGGUUUGAACUGGAAUGUUUGCAAGUAGAAAAGGAUAUAGAGGUUGCUCGUGCCAGAGUAAAAUCCUAUGAUGAAGAAAUAAAGGAGGAAACAAGAAAUCAGUCAAUAAAAAGUGAAAAGCAGGGGCCGACAAAUGAAAGGCAGCUUCAGGAAUCUUAUGUUCUUCAGUCAGCAUCGCUCAGUGAAGUGUCUCACCUUGCUCAAGCAGUUCAGGACAGCAUAGCCAUAAACAGGUUACCCCUACCUGAGCCUACAGUGUUCAACGGAGACCCAAUACAGUUUGUGGAAUGGAAGUCAUCAUUUAUGUUAUUAAUAGGUAAAAAGGGCAUUUCAGCAGCUGACAAGCUUUAUUAUUUGAAAAAGUAUGUGAGUGGCUCAGCGCAUAGGUAUCUUGAGGGCACCUUUUAUCGAAAUGAUGAAGAAGCGUACAAAGACGCUUGGGACAAGCUUAAUAAAAGGUACGGCCAGCCCUUUGUUAUACAAAGAGCGUUUAGAGAAAAGCUGUCUAAGUGGCCUAAAAUACAGUCCAAAGACGCAGAAGGUUUGAGAACAUUUUCAGACUUUUUAAAUGCAUGUUUGCAAGCCAUACCACAUGUAAAAGGUCUGGAAAUAUUAAAUGACUGUGAAGAAAACCAGAAGCUGGUGCAAAAACUACCUGACUGGGUAGCUUCCAGAUGGAACCGUCAGGUCACAAAAACCCUUAUGGAUGACAAAGAGUUUCCAAGUUUCCAUGACUUUGUCAAUUUCAUGACAACAGAAGCAGAAAUUAUGUGUAAUCCCAUCACUUCUUUACAUGCUCUUCAUUCAUGCGAGUCACCUUAUGAGAGAAGAAUGUCAAAGGAAACUAAAAGAAGUAAAGCAAUUGUUUUUAAGACACAAACAAGUGUAAACAAUGACACACAAUCAACAGUCAAAGGAAAGUUUACAGUGACUAAAACACAGUGUAUGUUGUGUCAGGAUGACAGUCAUCAACUUCAUAAGUGUCUGAAAUUCAUGGAGAAGUCUCUGAAAGACAGAAGAGCCUAUGUGAAAGAUAACAAACUCUGCUACGGGUGUUUAAAAUCGUCCCACCAUGCUAAGGAGUGUCGUCGUCGACACACAUGUGAUGUAUGCAAGUUACGACAUCCCACAUGUCUUCAUGAUUACAAUUAUGACAAGGACGGAAUCAGAGAACGACCAUUGCCCAUGGUAAGCAAUGUGCAUGCAACUGAAAGUGAAACUACUAAUGCCAUGUCACUUAAUAUCACAAGAGAAAGUCAGUCAGUCAUUACAUCGAUGAUCGUACCAGUAUGGGUGUCUUCAGUUAAAAAUCCAUCCAACGAACAGCUUGUGUAUGCAUUGCUAGAUACACAGAGUGACACUACAUUUAUUGAUGAAGACAUUAGUAAUACACUGCAAGUAGAGAGUCACCCAGUGAAACUCAAACUAACCACCAUGAUGGGAGACAAUGAGAUUAUUAGAAGCAAUCGAGUAACGGAUCUUCAAGUGAGAGGGUACAGUUCCUCAGUACAUAUCAGUCUUCCUCCUGUAUACACAAAGGAGUGUAUUCCAGCUAAUUAUGAUCACAUACCAACACAGAAAACGGCAAUGAACUGGAGUCACUUGAAAGGAAUUGCUGACGAAAUGGCACCUCUACUCAAUUGUGAAGUAGGCUUACUACUUGGCUAUAACUGCCCUAGAGUGCUAGCUCCAAGACAAGUCAUACUAGGUAAAAAUGAGGAACCAUAUGCAAUUUUAACAGAUUUAGGGUGGAGUAUUGUGGGCUGCUCCAUACCAAGUAUCAAUGAAUCAACAGGGUUCAGUCUUUGUCAAAGGAUAGCUACAAAGGAGAUACCAGCUAUGACACCUGGGGAUGCAGUCCGUAUACUUGAAUCAGACUUUAAGGACAUCACAGUAAAUGACAAGACAGUCUCUCAAGAGGACAUCAUGUUCCUAGACAAACUUUAAGUAGGAAUAAAGAAAAAUUAUC